This is a messenger RNA of Colletotrichum phormii, 2033 nucleotides long. RefSeq lists its product as uncharacterized. The coding region runs from base 1 to 1989 and encodes 662 amino acids. The record is from RefSeq and is a predicted model, not a curated record. The transcript is spliced from 6 exons. NCBI's taxonomy places the organism in Eukaryota, Fungi, Ascomycota, Sordariomycetes, Glomerellales, Glomerellaceae.
AUGUCUUCUGUUCCCGGUUCCGAUCACUGCCUAGUACCACUUGAAUUCGAUACUUAUCCCUUGGGAACCAUAAAGCCCAAUGGCUGGUUAAGAGAUCAAUUGCGACUUAGCGCAAAGGGCCUUGGAGGCAACUUGUUCUACUUCUAUCGAUUCGUCAAAGAAAGCACUUGGCUUGGAGGCACGUGGGAGUAUACCCCCUUGAACGAAGCAGCCCCGUACUGGUACAACUACAUUGUUCCCUUGGCAUACACGCUUGACGAGACACAGGCGGAUUAUUUUCUUGAUUACACAUUGUCUCAUCAAGCUGCCGAUGGCUGGCUUGGCCCAGAGACAACCGCUCAUACCCGCGGUAUCUGGGCGCGCUGUCUCUUACUUCAAGGCCUCAUAAAUCAUGCCAUCGCGGACUCAACAAAACGCCAGGCCAUCAUGGACGCGAUCUUCCGUUUUGUUAGAUUAGUGCACGCCAUGCUCAGCGAUAACUAUGCUGGGUACAUUCCACAGAAGGACGAUGUCUUCGACCUGCAACUUUUUGGGGCUGCCCGUGCCCACGAGCUGGCACUGACGCUUCAGUGGCUUUACGACCAGACGAAAGAUACCGAAGACCGCAGAAUUAUCUGGGAAGUCAUGGAGAUGAUGUGGGAAGGAUCUCGAAUCAUGGAGAGAGAUUGGACCAUCUUCUUCGGAAAGGAUUUUCCACAAGAGCCAUCUGUGAGUGUUCCUGGGGGGGGUCUGUACGCUGUUAUUGACAUCGUAUAUGCAGGACUUCGUUAUCCAGCUCAUCUGAAUCGAAUGCACCCGUCUCCUGAGCUGGCGAACUUAUCUAGAGAUGCUGUUGCCAAGACCUUCAAGUAUCACGGAACUCCAGCUGGAUCACUUAGCAGCGAUGAAUACAUCGGCGGCCUAUCUCCUCAACGUGGCUCCGAGCUUUGCUGCUCCGUCGAGCUCAUGCUCUCAUUGUCAUACCUGUACCAACUCUUCGGGGACAAUGACUUGGCCGACCGCGUGGAACUGGCAGCAUUCAACGCUAUCCCAGCUGGAAUCAGUGCAGAUUGGUGGAGCCACCAAUACAUCACUCAGGUCAACCAGCCAUGGGCCUGCGAGUUGGAACUUACCAAAGGCGAUAAGACGCCAUUUUAUGACGUCUGCCGAUACGCCAACGUCUUUGGACUGGAGCCAGAAUUUCCGUGCUGCACUGUCAAUCACCCUACUGCAUACCCUAAGAUGUUAAUGAACGCAUUCCUCCGAGGUCGGACCAGAAAUGGCAUGCCUUCUGUUGCUCAUGUCCAUCUCAUUCCAUCCCGGCUGGAUAUCGACGGGAUAAGCAUCAACUGCGAAUCCAACUACCCCUUUGUUCCCUGCGCAAUACGUUACUCUAUCCAGACGAGCGAGGCGUUUGAGUUCCUCAUUCGAGUACCACAUUGGUCAACAACCUCUUCAACCGUAGAGCUUAGAGAUUCAGAAAAUUUUCACCGUCUAAAGAUUCCCGCUGGAGGCGAAUUCGACAUUUUCGUCACGCUGAGCGCGGAAGUGAGGAUCAAGGAGCACGACGACAAGUCCGUCAGCAUCUACCAUGGCGCCUUGCUCUAUGCCUUCGAGAUCGGCCACAAAACGCACACAAGACUGCCACGCAACUACAAAGACCAAGCCUCCGAUUGUACGGAAGUCGCAAAUAUCAGCGACUUGGACGAGAAGCCGUGGAUGAAAGCGUGUCGUGAUCAUGAUUACCUUCCAAACUCUCGUUGGAACAUAGGAAUUGACCCGAGCAGGGGCGUCACUGCUCUCCCAAAUCCACUUUGGGCUUCAGGAACUUCGCCCGUACAUCUUGAGGUUGAAGCUGCUGGGGUGGACUGGCCGGUUCGGAAUGGAACAGCGGCAGAUCCCAGUGCAGUUGAUACAGCUUCGCAUGAAGAGGCCUUUGUAGCUCGCCUAGUUCCAUACGGAACUGCAAAGCUACACAUAGCACAGUUCCCUGUGCUGAAGAGUAAGUAAAGUAAGAGGGUUUAAUUGCAGGUAUUGGGGGAUCGCAUUGAGAA